AUGUGUAAAAAAUUAUUGGGCCUGUUACUGUUAUUGGCAAUCGCAAAUUCGAAUCCGUUGCAUUCCUAUGCUCCAGCUCAUGAUGAUUACAAACCAACUGACUAUAGUUUUAGUUAUGGAGUAAAAGAUUACCACACAGGGGAUAUUAAACACCAAUGGGAGAAAAAAGAUGGAAAUAAAAUAACAGGCCAUUACUCCCUUGUCGAACCAGAUGGUUCAAUUAGAACCGUAGAAUACAGCGCGGACGAACACAGUGGCUUUAAUGCCGUUGUCAAACACACAGGUUCUUUUAAACAUCCAAUCACCCACAUACAUUCAAAAGUUGAACCAUCUAGUCACAAUGAGUUAAUUUUGCACCAGGGCUACGAGGGUCAGAAAUUACACCAGGAACCUAAAGAUCCAGAGUACAAUGUACAAUAUAAGUAUAUUUAUCCAGAACAAGAAGAAGCUAAAUAUGAAGCUGAAGCUUCAAGUCACCAAGCACAAGAAGAUUUGGUCAAACAAAAUUAUGCGUACAUUCACCAGGAAGAAAGUGUAGAAGAAUCACAGCAUACGCCAGUUAAAACCAAGCACCGCUAUAAAUCUCAAAAUCCGAACGCAAUAAAAUCCCAGUUAUCUAUUAAAGAAGAAUAUGAAAACUUAGUUCCGGAACUACCAAUUGACUUAAGUGUAAUUAAAGGUAGCCAUGUAGAGCCUGUCGAUAUUAGCGUUCUUAAUCCUGUAGAGAUUAACCUUAAAAAUCCAGAGGAAAGUAAGCAUUUUCAAUCAUACAAAUACUCAUCCAAAGACGUAUCUGUACAGCCUUCACAUGAACUAACUGAAGCAGAAAUCAGGAAGUACCUUCAAGAUUAUUAUCAACAAAAUAACGAUGUACCUAGUGAUCCUCAUGUAGAAACUGGAUUUAAACCUAUUAAAUCCAAAUCUAAAGACAGCAUCACACAACCAAAUAUUCCAGGGACGUUUACGUCUAACAAAAAACCCAAAACAACUCCAGGUUUAAGUACCUACAAUACCAAGGGUGUCCAGCGUACAAAACAUACGAGAAGGAAACCUAAAGUGACUCCCAAUUAUUUUCAGACUACUGCUGUCCAAGCACCAAGCUUUCAUUAUUACUUCCCACCUGAAGAAGCCGCACCAGGAAAGGAUAGUAUAGAUGUAACUAGGUUAUAUCGUUCUUUACCUAAUCGUGGGUAUGUCAGAUAUGCUAAAAAUGUUCAGUAUCAGCAAUAA
Molecule: messenger RNA, 1230 nt
Organism: Diabrotica balteata
Lineage: Eukaryota; Metazoa; Arthropoda; Insecta; Coleoptera; Chrysomelidae
Source: the annotation of a GenBank genome assembly